AUGUUUCAUCAAGUCAAGUCAUCCUCUCCUUUCAUCAUUUCACGACAACAUCAUGGUAGUACUGUUCACAAGCAGUUUCUAUUAUGUCAAUACUUGAAUCAUUUAAAUACUCUCAUUCAAUAUUGUUCUACCAUUCGUGGUGACGUUGAUCAUUCUUUGAUGCUCUCAUCAUCAUCAAAACAACAACAUGACACAAUGACUUCAUCAUCACAACAACAACAACAACAACACACUGAACCAAUUCUUCUCCGUGUGUAUAUUGAAUCAUCCAAUCACUUGGUCAACUGGAGUGGAGAUUUUGAAAGUAUUGAUUCUCAUUUGAAUAUUGAAUUGAGAAAUGUUCGAACAUUGAAUUCAUCAUCAAAUUCAUUCAAUAAUAAUAUAAAAAGAAGACCCAAUAAUGUCUCUUCAUUGGAUCGAAUGGCCACCUUCAGCACAUCAUCAACUACUGAAUUCUCUCAUUUGAGAUUGAGUGGAAAAUUCAUCAAAUACAUUGCAGUGAUGAAUAUUGAAGAAAUUAUUUCACAUCUCAAUACACAUAGCAUGUUUGAAUCGAUCAUGGUCAAUAAUGGUAGCCAUGUGGAAUGUUGUCAAGUGAGACAUGUUUUCAAUAGAAAGCAACAACUACAAAAUUACUACUCAGCUCAAUCCAAACGAAAAAAGAGAAGUGCUUCUCAAAGGCCAUCAAGGAAAGUGAUUGAGUCGGACCUGCCCAUCGUUCGAGAUUUUUAG
This is a messenger RNA of Naegleria lovaniensis, 732 nucleotides long. RefSeq lists its product as uncharacterized. The transcript is spliced from 2 exons. The record is from RefSeq and is a predicted model, not a curated record. Lineage: Eukaryota; Heterolobosea; Eutetramitea; Acrasida; Naegleriidae. Bases 1 to 732 code for a protein of 243 amino acids.